GAGCCUUUGAUAGAGGCAGCAGGAGGGUGGAGGGAGGGAGGCAGGGAAAGUGAGCAAACAGACAGAGAGAGAAAGCAGACGGUUUCAGGUUCAAGCACAGUGAACACGAGAAGAGAGAGUGGGGCACGAAGAGUUUGGGAAAGAAACAAAGAAGUUGACGCCUACGGAUGCUCAGGAAGCGAAGAGGUCUAACAGAAUGGAUGUGGAUCAGUUCGAAGACAGUCAGAGUGAUAGUGGGGUUUCUGCGGAUUUCUCCCCAAACAGCACCACGGAUGUCUCAUCCACUUCUGUAGCCUCUUCCUCUCCAGAUCCCAAUGAAACCCCAAUUGAGAGGGAGAUCCGCUUGGCCAUCAAACGGGAGCAAAGCUUGCGCCGGUCCCGUGGCCUAAAACCCAAGGAAGACAAGGCGAAGGAGUUUGUGGAAAUUCCUAUGAGGAAGUUGAUCCUUUCCCAGGAUCUGCCGCUCAAGUCUGUGAAGAACGAAGGCAAGGACCGUCAGUUUGCUGGGAACAAAAUGCAGAGAGAAAUCAGGGCCGAGGCAGAAAGGGAGAAGGUUCUUGUCCAGCUGGGUAGGUUGCCUGGAUUUUAUGACAAAGGUACUGUGAGGCAACUUCGGGAGAAGAAGCUUCUGUUCGAAGCCUUCCAGGAACCCAAAGAGGCUCCUGAAAUCCAGAUCAAGAGGCCGUCCUCUGUUAACUCCUGUGAGAUUUCUAAUGGUGGAACUCAGGUCGAUGAGAUGUCUGGAUUCCUCAAGAAACGCACAUGGAGCUUGGAUCAUCUUCUUCAGGAUCCAAAUGGUAACCAUUCAACAGUUGGCGGGUUGACCCUGACCUCCAGCGGACCCCAUGGUCCUGGACUCACUGAGGGUACCAAAGGUCAGGUGAUCAUCCUAGAAAACACUCCUUCACCUGUCGCUCACACAUCUGGCCAGGUGGAAAAGCCAACCAACAGGUCUGUGACUGUGGUGGACGGGCCAGGAAGGUCUUUCUCCGUGAAGCCUUACUGUGUCGGACGAGUCCAAAACCAGGAUGACGGCGAUGAAGGUAGUGAUAAUGACGAACGGUCGGCUGCCCUGAAUGAAAACCCUUUCUUUAAGCUGCGAUCGUCGCUGUCUCUGCGGCCGGAAGUGCAGCAAGACAUCCGGGAGGCCAGAGAGAGAGAAAAGGAACUUCGAAAGCAAAGGACCAGCAUUUAUGGCCGGGGGUCAGAGGUCGAGGGUGCCAGAUCCCCUACAAAUCCCCCGUCGACACACAGAAACCUGACCGCAGCAGAGCAGCCAGCGAAAACAUCGAUCACAAUUACAACUACAUCAGUGCGUCAGUCUCUUGGUAAGCUGGAUGUGACGUGGCCUCCUCCGCCACAGGAAGAACACACAGCACAGUCUGAGGUUCAAAAAAGUCCAAAGCGGCAGAAGAAUGUGUUGCUACAGCGCUGGGAGAAUGGCCUGGUCAACGGACAUGGAGACCAGCAGGAAUGACCACCGCACAACUCGGAAAACCACUGCAAUGGGAGAAAAUGCCUCCAACAGCUGCCGCAGCUUAAAGCCUAUUGGCUGCAUGUUUAGAUAAGGAAACACACUGGAAGCUAAUAUGCUAAUGUUAGCUGAUAUGCUGGAAUACUGGAGCUUAAGAACAAGUGUAAACACACUGGACUCUGACAGAGAGAGGACUGUGGACACUGAACUGACCAGCAGCUGCAGGAGGAGAGCAGACAGAGCUGGAAGAAUUGAAUUAAUGCUUGAUAAACAUGCCAUUAUUCUUUAGUUAGCCAUUAGUGUCUGGAUGAGCGCUGGGUGUGAGCUUAUUUGCUUUAUGAAAUUUCUACACUUUGUGGUAAACAACAGUCUUUCAAUGCUGAUAUGUUUUUUUUCUGUGUACAUUUUCGCUCUAAUGUCAAAGUUACGAGGUCAUUAAGUAGUAAAAAAGGAACUUUGCUAAAUGUAAGUUAGCACCCCUGGGCAUUGAACUGACAUCAUAAAGGACUAUCAAGAAAACAAACAUAUGUACAUUAAUGCUAUCUUUCACAUUGAGUCCAAAACUAACAGACUGCAAUUCUGCGGAAUUAUUUUUUAUCUGAGCCUCUUUUGGCACCAAUUUGGUUUGCAAAAUGUACACAGGGAAAAAUAAAUUGGCUUUGGAAAUCAAUAGUUGAACACAUUGUGCGUAAAAUUGCUAUUUAUUUUUCUAUAGGCAGUAGCGGCUUCCUUUAGGCAUGUUGUCAACUAUUAAACGACGCACAAUCUCAGUGGUAUGUAUUAUAGGUAGAAUGUAAAUUUAUUAUGCUAAUUAACCUCAAACACUCUCUGACAAGUCAAUGAUAUUAUUAACUUCUCAUCGAUUAUAAAAUCGAUUCAAUUACUGUUCUUUCAGUAAUGAUUCAGUGCAUCAAGAAAUGUCAAAUUUCAGUAUGAUUUGAUUAUUUUGGUACAGUUGCGAAUUAUUUAAAACUACACUGAACCACGAAGUAGUUGAAUAUAGACAAUAAUAUAAAUAUAAUAAAUAUAGAUAUAUAUUAUAUAUAAAUAUAAACUUAUUAUUAAUAUUUUUUAAAGAAUUUCACUUUGGCCCAAAAAAAUGAACAUGUACUCCAUUGUAUAUUAUUAUAAUUAAGUAUAAUCGAUUCAAUCAGGCCAAAAUCGAUGCAUAUUUACAUAGAAUAAUCAGCAAAAAAUCAGAUGAAUGUAGCAUUGCUCAGUAGAACAGCUGAGUGAACAAAUGCCAUGGAAAUAAAGACAGUCUUUUUAAUGA
This is a messenger RNA of Colossoma macropomum (tambaqui), 2747 nucleotides long. RefSeq names its product mitotic interactor and substrate of PLK1. The record is from RefSeq and is a predicted model, not a curated record. The transcript has 3 exons. Bases 197 to 1477 code for a protein of 426 amino acids. NCBI's taxonomy places the organism in Eukaryota, Metazoa, Chordata, Actinopteri, Characiformes, Serrasalmidae.